Trematomus bernacchii (emerald rockcod) is the source of this 3234-nucleotide messenger RNA. It is a transcript of the gene pdp1, whose product is annotated as pyruvate dehyrogenase phosphatase catalytic subunit 1. Gene Ontology annotation, molecular function: protein serine/threonine phosphatase activity; cation binding. Lineage: Eukaryota; Metazoa; Chordata; Actinopteri; Perciformes; Nototheniidae. The record is from RefSeq and is a predicted model, not a curated record. Gene Ontology annotation, biological process: protein dephosphorylation.
CCAGUGUGGCGCUCCUGAAUGAUACAGACCGGAGGGGUCGUGUGUAUAUAUACAGUCUAUGGUGUUAAGUCAUGAACUUCACUAACUUCUUCACAGCCAUCGUUAAGAGCAGCUUCAGCCAUGCCUGUGACGUCUCAGCUGCUCAGGGGUUUGCCUCGUGCCAAGCUCUUGGCCUCCGGUCUGCUACCAUUCCAACAACACCAGUCCCAGCUAGGACCUAUUACUAACCGACCACCCUCAAGAUGGCCCUCUCGUGUAUCGCAGAGCCAUCAGCACUCGAGAAGUUACCAGACAACCUCAGAGCUCCGCAGUUACAUCCUCACACCGCCGCAGGUCAACUCCAUCCUGAAAGCCAACGAGUACAGCUUCAAGGUGCCAGAGUUCGAUGGGAAGAAUGUAUCAUCAGUGAUGGGCUUUGAGAGUAAUCAGCUGCCGGCCAACGCUCCUAUAGAAGACCGCCGAAGUGCAGCCACCUGCCUGCAGACGAGAGGAAUGCUGCUGGGUGUGUUUGACGGCCAUGCUGGCUGUGCCUGUGCACAGGCGCUGAGUGAGAGGUUGUUUUACUACAUCGCGGUGUCUCUGCUGCCCCAUGACACCCUGUGUGAGCUGGAAGCAGCGGUGGAGGAUGGCAGGGCCCUCAGUCCUAUCCUGCAGUGGCACAAACACCCCAACGACUACUUCAGCAAGGAGGCUCAGACUCUCUACUUCAACAGCCUCCGAACAUACUGGCAGGAGCUAAUAGAUCUGACCAGCCCGGGCGACGUUCCAGACACACACGAGGCGCUGCUGAACGCCUUCAAGAGGCUGGACAACGACAUUUCCCUGGAGGCUCAGGUUGGAGACCCCAACGCUUUCCUGAACUACUGGGUUCUGAGGGUUGCCUUUUCUGGAGCAACGGCCUGCGUGGCUCACAUCGAUGGAUCAGACCUGUACAUUGCCAACUCAGGAGACGCUCGGGCAGUGUUGGGGGUGCAGGAGGAGGACGGUUCGUUCACCGCUCACACACUCUCUAACGACCACAGCGCCCAGAAUGAGGAAGAGGUGGCCCGGAUACGAGCUGAACACCCCCCUUCAGAGAAGAAGACAGUUAUACGACAGGACCGGUUGCUCGGCCUGCUCAUGCCGCUGCGUGCUUUUGGAGAUGUGAAGUUCAAGUGGAGUAUUGAGCUGCAGAAGUGUGUGUUGGAGUCCGGGCCCGAUCAGCUCCAUGAAAACGAGCACUGCAAGUUUAUCCCUCCAAACUACCACACCCCCCCCUACCUGACCGCCGAGCCGGAGAUCACGCACCACAAACUGCGGCCACAGGACCGCUUCAUGGUGAUUGGCUCCGACGGCCUCUGGGAGACGCUCCACAGACAGGAAGUGGUUCGUAUUGUGGGGGAGUAUAUAACAGGGGUGUCCCAGCGUCAGCCCCUCAAAGUGGGGGGCUACAAGGUCUCCCUGGGACAGAUGCAGGAGCUGCUCGACGAGAGAAAGGCUCGCGAGUCUUCGGCUUUCGAGGAUCAGAACUCAGCGACCCACCUGAUACGCCACUCGGUGGGAAACAACGAAUUCGGCACGGUUGACCACGAGAGACUGUCGAAAAUGCUGUCGCUGCCCGAGGAGCUGGCUCGCAUGUACCGCGAUGACAUCACCAUUAUCAUCUCUCAGUUUAACCCUCAUGUGAUCGGAGCCCAGAGACAAGACGGGCAGUCCUGAGCUGUGUUUCACUGCAGAUAACGCACAUUUAUGUAACUGUGUACUUGUACACAUAAGCCCACUGUGGACAAACAGGCCAUAAUGACAAAAUAUCUGUCCAGCAGAAUUGUUUUAUCUCUAUUUAAGUAAAUACCUUGUAUAUUUGUAUGCAGUGCUACAGAAGAACCAGUUCCUCGUGAAGAUCUUCGUUGGAUGGAAGUCAAUUAUAUGACGCUAUUUAUGCUGCCAACAUCCUCUGGCAACCCUUGCAUACACACCUCUCUGCGUGGCUGAUAAAGACGCUGUUACAAACUGACUUUUGUGCCAAAAGACUCGACCUCCUCGUCUGCUGAAAGACUCGGGUUGAAAUUGUAGAUCUUCCAAAAGAGCGUAAGGGUUGGGACUCGAUGCAGCACUGACUCAACCUGAUUCUCUGAUAUGGACUCAAACUGGGCUGUGCCAUUGUAACACCAACACUCUUUCUCAGGUGUUAUUUCCAACUCACUCAAAAUGUGUGUCUGCCCCUGUAUCUGCUUAACAUGCACGUGUUCUGCAUUUACACUUAAGUAUUUGGAUGAUUGACUCCAAUGCCCUGUAUUUCAAGUAGCUGCAAGAUGUAGAGGUGAAGUCCGCCUUUCUGGGAAAAUGUUAUUGAUAUUUGAUCUCCUCACCCACACAAAUGCACCCCACUCAGUGCUGUUGGCAUGUGCCAGAUUUACAUCCUUGACCUUUUCACGCCCCCUGUUGCUGAUUGGCUGGAUUAGUGUUGUUGUUGCUCUGAGCUACUUUGUUUGUUUCCCAUUUACAAACCUGUGUAUGAUCCACAGAUUCAUUUUUAUUUUUUUCAGUGCAUAAACAGAACUGAAAGCCAGCAGAUCGUAAUAAGAUAUUGACUGAAUUUGACAAAAGGUGUCACUGACUCCAACUUUAAAUUGCUGACGUUAAGCUUUAAAGUGCUCUCUUCCAUAUUGGCACUCUAGUGAACAUCCUGUGGGGAAACAAUAUGCUAAAACACAGAGCAAUACAAUAGUCCUCCAAAUAUUGACCGACUACACACUUAUGUACUGAAAGGAGGACAUGCAUGUGCACAACAGGUAUAUUGUCUGAGUGGUGAUUAGGUGAAUUACGGUUCAUAUAUAUACAUAUAUAAUACAACCCUAAGUUAAAUGAGAGUUUUGUAGCUUUUUUUCCAAGCUUUAUGGGUUAAAAGGGAUGCUUGUUUAGGGUUCAUCUUGCAUUAUAUUAUUUAUUAAGCAUUUUCAGUUUGGGUGACAGGUGAUGGUUUGAUUUAUAUAUGCCAGCUUUGUUGAAAGCAGAAGCACUCUCCUGAUACUCUCCAGUUAAACACUAAGAACGGGGUCGAAGCGUUGUGUUCAAGUGCGUUUGAGCCCACAGGAAAGAGCAGAAUGUACAUUUGAAAGCAGCCGUUUGAAUAUCAGAUUAUUUUAAAAGCUUUUACAGUACAUGUAUGUUACACAUCUUUAUCUACAGUUGUAUGUAUGAAAUGUAACUUAUGUUUUGUAUAUGGAAAUGCUUUAAUAAAACACAUAAUACACA